GCAUCUAGGACGUUUUUACGCGACCGUGUAAUAUAACCUUUAGUCACCUUCGCCUCUUUUUGGCCACUUCCUCACUCACUUAGACCUGGUUCCUGGUCAGUAUUCCUGCGGCAGGACACGGCUCGCUUGUCAAGCACUUGUACGAGCAUGGCCGAGGUUGUGACAGAUCAGACACCGCCGGUGCUCCGCGGCCCAACCGAGAAGGAGAAAAAAUAUGAUCGACAGCUCAGGCUCUGGGCUGCUAGUGGUCAGGCCGCGUUAGAGUCGGCUAAUAUCCUCCUAGUUAGCUCUGGUGCUGGUACAGUCGGCGUUGAGACCCUGAAGAACCUCGUACUCCCAGGGAUCGGUAAAUUUGUGAUCGCCGAUGAUGCCGUUGUUGACGAGCCUGACUUGGGCGUGAAUUUCUUCCUUGAUCAGAGCUGCUUGGGUAUGUCACGAUCGGAGUGCUGCACCAAGCUUCUGCUGGAGCUGAAUCCAGAAGUCCAGGGAGACUGGUACCCCAAAAGAGAGGAGAAAUGGGACCUUCAUGGUGUCCUCGACGGUUCAAGUCCCUUCACGCUAAUCAUGUAUACAAACCCCAUCCGAGAAGAGGACCUCGCCACCAUCGAAGCUUAUGCGACACAGAAUCAAAUACCUGUCGUGUGUAUUCACUCCACGGGGUUCUACUCAUAUUUUCGUUUUAGUUUGCAUGGAACCUUCCCCAUCGUCGACACUCACCCCGAAGUGGACAAGACGACAGAUCUUCGCCUCUUGCAACCCUGGCCAGAGCUGUCUGCAUUUGCAGAGCAGAUGGUUGAGGAGAUAGACACCCUCGAUGAUCACGAACAUGGGCAUCUACCGUAUGUCGUUGUUCUGCUCCACUUCCUUGAACGGUGGAGGCAAUCGCACGAUGGCAAAAAUCCUACCACACCCAAGGAGAAGAAAGAGUUUAGUAAACUUGUCACGAGUGGCGCCAGGACCAAUAAUCCUGAAGGUGGCGAAGAGAACUUCCAGGAGGCCGUCGAUGCAAUAAACAAGAACAUCAAGGUACCCGAGUUAGACCCCGGUUUACAGGAGGUGUUCAAUCACCAAGUCUCAAGCGAGGUCGAACGGCAAUCAUCGUUUUGGGUUAUUGCUAGGGCCAUCAGUCUGUUCUACCAAACACACGGGUGUCUCCCGCUCCCUGGGUCAUUACCUGAUAUGAAGGCACAAUCGAGCGUUUACGUCAAGUUGCAGGGGUUAUACAAAGAAAAGGCCCGGAAAGAUGCGCGAGAGGUGCUGGAGUCUGUGAGAGCGAGCGUUGGUGGCGAACAUAUUGACCAAGCUGAAGUGGACUUGUUCUGCAAGAACGCCCGCUUUGUCAAAUUGAUUAAUGCAAAGCCGAGGCUCUCAGAUCUUGGCCUGAUCUUUGAGAGCGAGAAAGCGGAUGACGAAGCAGCAGAAGCCAUGAGAAUCGAGACUGGAGGAGCCUUUAGUUUGCCCCUGUCAAAUUUUUUCAUCUACCUGGCGCUAAGGGCCACAGCUCACCACCCGUCUGCUACCGCCGACGAGAUCAUGAAGACUGUAACCCAGAUGGUACCUCAGGCUGCGGACUAUGAUAGAGUAAGCCAAAUCGCCCAAGAGGUCGCGAGAGCCAAAGGCGGCGAACUUCACAACAUUUCCGCCCUCACUGGCGGGAUGGUAGCACAGGAAGUGAUCAAAAUUAUCACGAAGCAAUACAUUCCCAUUGACGAUACUUGCAUAUUCGACGGCAUUAGCAGCCGAUGUCAAGUAAUAAGGUUAUGAUUACGGGCCCUGGAUGGUCUUCUUGCAGCAGAAAAUGGCGCUACAUUCAUAGGCGAGACGCCCGGAGCUCGCUUUGAUGAUCCGGGUUUAGCCAAGUAGGAGCUGUGGGGGCUUACUCGAACUUGGAUACUUGGCGGACACAAUGAUACAUCACAGUCGUAACCUCGACCCCGAAAUGAGAAGGCCAGGGGUAUGUAUCGGACCGCAGGCCCUUAUAAUAACACUAUGCUCUGCAAAUAGCUCCUUUCAUAGGACUCAAUCAUCGACAGACUUUGGCUCGCAGCACUGUGUGCAGACGACUAUCAGAAAAAAGCCGUCCAGGCGGCUGAAUAAGACUGCAUUCGUACUGAGAUCUGGAGUACCUUGUUCGCUCAUCUCACCGUUUUCCUUCUAGGCCAAGGGAAGUAACGGUA
Molecule: messenger RNA, 2177 nt
Organism: Xylaria bambusicola
Lineage: Eukaryota; Fungi; Ascomycota; Sordariomycetes; Xylariales; Xylariaceae
Exons: 5
Coding region: 148-1764 (538 amino acids)
Biological process (GO): protein neddylation
Cellular component (GO): cytoplasm
Molecular function (GO): NEDD8 activating enzyme activity
Source: RefSeq, a predicted model, not a curated record